Messenger RNA from Geodia barretti, 378 nucleotides. Lineage: Eukaryota; Metazoa; Porifera; Demospongiae; Tetractinellida; Geodiidae. The record is from the annotation of a GenBank genome assembly.
AUGUCCUCCGACAGAAUUAUGUUGAAUGGAAUGCGAUUCUACGGCUACCACGGGGUCAACCCGGAGGAGAAGGCCUUGGGCCAAACCUACCUGGUAGACUUGGUGGCCGUGCUAGACUUGAGCCGUGCCGCGCAUUCGGACCACUUGGAAGAUACUGUAAGCUACAGUCACAUGUACCGAGCCGCCAAAGCUGUCGUUGAAGGAGAGUCCCUCAACCUGCUGGAGGCCCUUGCGCAGAACGUCGCCAAGAGGCUCCUCUCAGAUUUCCCGCUGGAGUCCGUCACCGUUACUGUCAAGAAACCCAACCCACCCAUUAAAGGCUCUUACAUCGACCACGCCGCCGUACAAAUAUAUCGAGAGCAAACUGCGCUGCAAUAA